GUCGUCUUGUUCUGUUCAGCUCUGUUUGCCUGUUCAUUACCAUCCACGAUUAAAGGAGAUUUUUUCAUCUAAUCUGCAUUCUUGCCUCUAUGUUUGGGUCCACUCCUGCUUCCCCACCUGACAUAAGUCAUAUUUUGAUGAAAGACGUUCCAUUACUUGGACUCAAGUUAAUUAUCAUUCAGAUCAUUUUGCUUAAACUGCACUCUAAUGAGCAGAAAAUGACUGGGAUCAAGUCUCUUGCUGUCACUGAGCUACUCGUUAUUUGCUGAACAUGCUGGGAUCUUGUUCCACAUCUGUGUCUCCCUGGAUCCCUGCAACAUGCUUAUUGCCUGACUACUGUUCCUCUGAAUCUCUAUUGGCCUCUAAAGAAAACAGCUGUUAACAUUUAUGAAAAAGUUAUUGGAAUACAUGAUGAACUCACAUCAGCAGUAUGUGGUUCAUAGGCCACUAAACAGUUGCUACAGUAGAUCUCCUGUUUUCUGUCACAAAUCAUUUGCCAGUGGACACGUCGUGUGUGGAGGAAGGAGGACUCGUCCAUUUUCUAGGAAGAUUGUGCUAUGGAUCAUGUGCUGAACAUUUCUGACUAUUACAUCUUCACUCCUUAUGUUUAUCCAGCCUCAUGGCCCGAGGAUGGGGCUUUGCGUCAGAUAAUCAGCCUGUGGCUGGUGACCAACCUUGGAGCAGAACUGAUUUACCUGGGCUUUGGUGCUCUUAGCUUCUACUGUGUCUUUGACCAUAAGCUCAUGAAACAUCCACAGUUCAUUAAGAACCAGGUAAGAAAAGAGAUCCAACUAGGUUCUGUCUCCAUCUUCUGGAUGAGCUUCCCCACAGUGGCCCUUUUCUUCUGGGAGAUCAGGGGACACAGCAAACUUUUUGACAACAUCAGUGAAUCUUCCCUGGGCUGGCCAGGGGUGUUUCUAAGCAUCGCUGGCUUCUUGUUCUUUACUGACAUGUGUAUCUACUGGAUACACCGGUCCAUGCACCAUAAGAGCAUUUAUAAGCACUUACAUAAGCAGCACCAUACAUUCAAGAUCCCCACGCCGUUCGCCAGCCAUGCCUUCCACCCACUCGACGGCUUCCUGCAGAGCUUACCUUACCACGUCUACCCUUUCAUCUUCCCCCUCCACAAGGUAAUCUACCUCUCUCUCUUCAUCUUUGUCAACAUCUGGACCAUUUCCAUACAUGAUGGAGACUACCGCAUCCCCGGCCCCCUGAUAUGUCUAAUCAACGGCGCUGCCCACCAUGUAGACCAUCACCUCUUCUUCAAUUACAACUACGGACAAUACUUCACCCUCUGGGAUCGUCUGGGGGGCUCCUACCGACACCCUUCAGCCCUCCUGGGGAAGGGGCCACAUGACCACAUCCGCAAGCUCAUGGCAGAGGCUCCAAAGACAAAGUGAUGACGGAUACAUCAUGACAUCAUGAUAUUCUUUUCUGGUUCAAACCUUUCAGGAAGGUUUCUACAGAGAUGCUCUGCCCCAGUCAUGAUGCAAGAGACAGUGGCAAAACCAGCUAUCUGGAGCAAGAAUAAGAAAUCUUAAACACAGAAGAGAAGAUGGUUUGUUUUUCCAAACAGAUUUGUACAAAUGUUAAAUUCAGAAAAAGAAAGAAGGUUUAGAGAGAAUGACUUUUUUCUUUAACUGUUUAGAUUGUUGGUUAAAUGCAAUGCCUCCACUUAACAAUGCUUGGAGUGACACUGAACAGUAGUGAAUUGUAGGAUACUGAA
Thunnus maccoyii (southern bluefin tuna) is the source of this 1726-nucleotide messenger RNA. Its product is annotated as lathosterol oxidase-like. The coding region runs from base 558 to 1400 and encodes 280 amino acids. The transcript has 6 exons. The record is from RefSeq and is a predicted model, not a curated record. Gene Ontology annotation, molecular function: iron ion binding; oxidoreductase activity. Lineage: Eukaryota; Metazoa; Chordata; Actinopteri; Scombriformes; Scombridae.